Astyanax mexicanus (Mexican tetra) is the source of this 2463-nucleotide messenger RNA. RefSeq names its product solute carrier family 25 member 38b (gene slc25a38b). Gene Ontology annotation, cellular component: mitochondrial inner membrane; mitochondrion. The record is from RefSeq and is a predicted model, not a curated record. NCBI's taxonomy places the organism in Eukaryota, Metazoa, Chordata, Actinopteri, Characiformes, Acestrorhamphidae. Gene Ontology annotation, biological process: glycine import into mitochondrion. Gene Ontology annotation, molecular function: glycine transmembrane transporter activity. The transcript has 9 exons. The coding region runs from base 462 to 1325 and encodes 287 amino acids.
AGCUGUCGUUAGCACCGUAGAGCAGCGAACGCUAGUGCUGAUAGCCGGUAAGCUAGAUGGCUAACGCUAAGUGUUUUAGCAGUAGACACAGCAGCUGACAGAACUUACAGCGAAGUUACACUGAUAUAACAGAAAAUCAGGACAGAAAUAUUAUAUUUCCUCUCUGAAGAUCUGAGACUUGAUAACGGAACCGCGAAGGAUCUAGAAAAGCCGGGUUCUGCAGCUCAAACAGAUGUGGUUUAGUUUGAGUUUCUGAAGUGCAUCAUGAAGCUCUCAGCACCAGAACCCCCUCUCUUCUUUACUCUCUUCAUCAACUUUGGUCCUUAAUCGCUCAUCAACUCAGGAGGGAGGGUCUCACUGUGUCAGAAAACACGACGGCCAGUGAGGAGAGAGAGGUGAGGGAGUCCAGUUCUUCCUCUCCACAACUCCCACCUGCACCAUCCUCCUCCUCCUCGUCCACCAUGGAGGUCCUGCUGGCACACCCUGCUCUAAAGGCAUUUAUGUGUGGUUCUCUGAGUGGAACCUGCUCUACGCUACUGUUUCAGCCCCUAGACUUAGUCAAGACUCGCCUGCAGACAUUACAGAACAGCCUCAGCCCAGGCUCUCCUAAGGUGGGGAUGCUGAGUGUGUUCAUCACUGUGGUUCGUACAGAGAAGCUGUUUGGGCUGUGGAAGGGUGUAUCUCCGUCGUUUAUGCGUUGUAUUCCAGGCGUGGGGAUUUACUUCAGUACAUUUUAUUCACUGAAGCAGCACUUUUUCGAGGACAGGGCCCCGAACGCAGGCGAGGCGGUUUUGCUGGGGGGCGGGUCGCGAUGUGUGGCUGGAAUUGCCAUGCUGCCCGUCACCGUCAUCAAAACUCGGUUUGAGAGUGGGCGUUAUAACUAUGUAAGUGUACUGGGGGCACUGAGGAAUGUGUGUGAGACAGAGGGUCCGCGGGCACUGUACUCUGGACUGACUGCCACUCUGCUCAGAGAUGCUCCAUUCUCUGGCAUCUAUGUCAUGUUCUACAGCCAGGCCAAACGGGCCCUUCCACACGAGGUAAGCUCAUCAAGCCUGGCUCCAGUGGUGAAUUUCGGCUGUGGCGUGUUAGCAGGUAUAUUAGCAUCAUUAGCUACGCAGCCAGCCGAUGUCGUGAAAACUCACAUGCAGGUGAGCCCAGCGCUGUACCACCGGACUAUUGACGCUGUACGCUUUGUUUAUUCCGAACAUGGUCUUGGUGGGUUUUUCCGGGGGGCUGUUCCUCGUUCAUUGCGGAGGACGCUGAUGGCUGCUAUGGCCUGGACUGUCUACGAGCAGCUGAUGGCACGCAUGGGGCUUAAAUCCUGAGUGUGUGUGUGUGUGUGUGUGUGUGUGUGUGUGUGUGUGUGUGUGAGAGAGAGAGCGAGACAGUGUGUGUGCUGAAAUGAGGGACAGUCCUUUUUGUAAAAGACUAAAUUGAAGCUGACACUCCUUGGGGAAUCACAGUGGGUGUGAGUAUGUGUGUGUGUGAGGCUGCUAAAUGGUGACACUUAUGAUUCUGACAGCAGGACUCAACAGAUGCAACACACACACACACACACAAACACACCAACACACAUUUUUUACACAGACACACACAUUCUCAUAAGAAACUCCACCACAUCCAACCCUAACACUAUGAACAGAACAAAAAAUGCUGAUUCAGUCAAUCAGUCAAGACAUGUUUAUUAUCUGAUGUGCACUUCUAUAGUUUGAAACGGAAAUGCUAGGCUAACAUUUCUAACAAACACUGGAAUUAGACUGUCACCAGUCUUUUAUGUAUCUGAGAUCACUCCACCAUGUUAGCUAUAUUAGCAAAUCUCUAAAUUAAGUCAUGCUACUCUACCUGAAGCUGGUGAAUAUCCUGCUCAUUAUUUUUAAAUAAUAAUUAUACAACAAACAAUCUACUGCUGAUCUGAGCUACACAGCUUAACCAUAUAGUUGUUGUAGCUAAUCAACUUCUCAGAACCAGACUGAUGUAGAAUUGCUACCUUUCCCUCUCACAAAAAGAACACAGCUAAUGACACAGAUAUAGCAGAAUUUCUAAAUGUUCUGAUGGAGCAGACCCAAGCAGUUUUCUCUCGGAGAAAAAAAAAACGGAGUUUCAGGUUUUUUGGACAGUCCAGUUCUGUCGUAGUUAUGUUAACUUCAUCCCAGUCAGGAAAAAAAAUAUAUUACCAAUUGCAGGUCCAUGACUGAGAAUAAAAACACUCCGACAUUAGAUGUUGUUUGGAUGGGUGUUGUUGUGGAGUCCCAUUAUCUGUAAUGUAAAACUCCAUACACUCAUCAGUGGUGCACAGUGAUGAAUACAGCAAUAAUGCAAAUAUGACCUUUCUCAUCAGCCUUUGUGUUUCUGUAUAGUGUUGUGCCUCAUUGCCACAGAUUUGUGUUAUUUAGCUCAUUGUGGCUGUUUUUGAAGAGCCAGUCCUAACUAAAAGUAUAAGGAUACAUGAUGUGAACAGGGUAU